AUGAAGUUCACCGCCGUUGCCUUUGCCGCCCUCGCUACUCUGGCUACUGCCAGCCCUCACCCUCCUCCUCAUCACGGCUGCAAGCCUGCUACCUACUCUUGCCUUCCCAACGACAGCGGUUGGCAAGUGUGCAGCACUGCUGGUCAGUGGGUGUUUGCUGGCACCUGCCCUCCCAAGACUGUCUGCAAGUUCGACAACCAGAAUGGCAGCCCCUAUUGCGUUCCCCCCAACUUCACUAUCCCAUAA
Trichoderma harzianum CBS 226.95 is the source of this 246-nucleotide messenger RNA. RefSeq lists its product as hypothetical. The record is from RefSeq and is a predicted model, not a curated record. The coding region runs from base 1 to 246 and encodes 81 amino acids. The transcript has 2 exons. Lineage: Eukaryota; Fungi; Ascomycota; Sordariomycetes; Hypocreales; Hypocreaceae.